This is a messenger RNA of Arabidopsis lyrata subsp. lyrata, 1488 nucleotides long. Its product is annotated as zinc finger CCCH domain-containing protein 62. Lineage: Eukaryota; Viridiplantae; Streptophyta; Magnoliopsida; Brassicales; Brassicaceae. Gene Ontology annotation, molecular function: protein binding. The record is from RefSeq and is a predicted model, not a curated record.
AAUACCUUUCUCCUUGAUUUUGUCGUCUCCCUCUCUCUCUCUCUGGAUUUCUGGGUUCCCGAUUGAUCUGAAAUUGAAAUUCUCGAAUCGUAAAGUUUGCUCUAAUCCUAACUGAAGAUCUAGAUUCUCGCGUUUGAUCCAUCAGGUUUGCUUCUUCUUCGGGCUACUACGCAUCUCAGAGAGAUUAUGAUGUCUUCGUGCUUUCAGUUAGAGUUUCCGCUUCUUCUUGAUCUCCGUCAUCCUAUUCGCGUGGAAGCUCGGGUUUCACAAACAUUGGUUUUAUAUGUAUGUCUAUGAACUCGUGGUUGUGAAAUCACCGAAGCUUUUGGAUUUGAGUUUUGAUGGUUUUUUACUACUGCGAGUGGAACUCCGAAAAUAGUCUAUGGCUUGUGAGCAAGAAGGGUGAGCAAUGCGAGUUCUUACACUCUUGGUCUUUUUUUCCUGGCUUGGUGAUGGUAGCUACUCUUCAAGGACACAAGAAGGAUAUAAAGGGGAUUGCCCUCCCUCAAGGUUCUGAUAAACUCUACUCAGCCAGUGGUGAUGGUGCUUUGAGAAUAUGGGACUGCCAUACUGGUCAAUGUGUGCAUGAGAUCAACCUCCAGGCAGAAGCAGGGUCUCUGAUUAGUGAAAGACCUUGGGUUUUCCUUGGCUUGCCAAAUGCUGUAAAGGCUUUUAAUGUUCAGACCUGUAAAGAUUUGCAUCUCAAUGGUUCGGUAGGAGGUCAGGUGAAUGCAAUUGCUAUUGGAAACGGAAUGCUUUUUGCUGGGACAAGUUCUGGUAAUAUAUCAGUCUGGAAAGGUACUGACACCGAGUCUGAUCCUUUCAAAUACCUCACAUCUCUCGAGGGACAUAGUGAUGAAGUCAAGUGUUUCGUUGUUGGAGGUCAGAGGCUUUACUCUGGUUCUGUGGAUUAAACAAUAAAGGUGUGGGAUCUCGACACAUUGCAGUGUAUAAUGACAUUGAGGCAGCAUAGCGACACUGUCACGUCGCUCCUAUGUUGGGAUCAAUAUUUGUUAUCGUCUUCAUUGGACGGGAACAUAAAAGUCUAGGGCUCUUCGGAAAGUCCCAACUUGAAAGUUAUCCAUAAACGCAGCCAAGAACAAAGUGUGCAUGCUCUUUGUGGAUUACACGAUGCAGAGGCCAGGCCAAUUAUAUUAUGCUCUUACCAAAACGGAACAGUUGGCAUAUAUGAUCUACCUUCUUUUGAAGAAAGAGGGAAGAUGUUCUCAACGCAUACGAUCGGCACACUUACAAUUGGUCUUGAAGGAUUGUUAUUCAGUGGAGACAAGAGUGGGAAAGUGCGUGUGUAAACAAAUUUCUACAAAGUGCUUAAGUGGCAGCAAAGUGUAGAAAUCUUCGACCAACUCUUUUGUUUUUGUUUUGGUCGACUAGAAUAUUCAUUAUAAUAAUAUAAUGUUACAUUGAUGGUGGUAAACAAAUACCAUCGCUUUAUGAGUGAAGAAAAGCUCAUUUCAUGUUCGAUUUCAA